CGCGUGUGUAUCAAAAUGUGCGUUGUGCAGCAUCCGCGAGCUGGUGCAGUGCACAAACGCUGGCUCCUGCUCAGCCAAGGUGUGCAAAACGAGGGGGACUUGUUGUCAAAACAUCCAUUUCACUCCCAUCAAGACAAGCCCACCAUCAUGAGCUCCUCCGUCUUCCGCCGUCGACCUCGCGACGACUCCAGAGGUUCGUCCCCGUCCCGGUCCUCUCCCGCAGCUCCGGAGUCCCGCGGGAGGCUCCCGGGGGCGUCCGUCUCCCGCGAGAGGAGGGACCUGGACUCGCGGCUGCGGGAGAAGGAGCAGCUGGCGGUCCUCAACGACCGCUUCGCAGGCUACAUCGAGAAGGUCCGACUCCUGGAGCUGCAGAACCGGGCGCUGCUGGCCGAGUUGGAAGGGCCGCGGGGGCGAAGGAGCCGCCCGUCCCGCCUGCGGGCGGUUUACGAGGGGGCGGCGCGCACUUUGAGGGCCGAGAUGGAGACGGAGAGCCGGGAGAAGAUGCAGAUGGAGGCGGCGAGGGAGCGCCUGAAGGAGGUUCACGAGAGGGCGAGCGAACGCUGCAAGGGGGAGGCCCGGCGGCGGGAGGAGGCCCGGGAGGCCCUGCUGCAGGCCCGGGAGGAGGCGGCACGGGCGGCGCUCUCCUACCUCGACGCCCGUGCCGCCGUGGACUCCCUUAGCGACGAGAUCGUCUUCCUCAACAAGCUGCGUGACAUUUGCAAGGUCUUCGCCGAGGAGACCGCGGAGCUGCGGGCCCACCUGGAGGCGGCCAACGUCAGCGUCGGGGCGGCGGCGGAGCGGCCCCCACGCCCGGGGGCGGCGGCGCGGGACGUCCGGGCGCAGUACGAGCGGCAGGCCGGCGAGAACGCGCGAGCCGCGGAGGCCCGGUUCAGGAGCGAGUGCGCCGUGGCGGAGGACGCGGCCAGCAGGGACCGCCGGGCGGCGCUCGCCGUCCGGGAGGAGACCGUGGAGUACCGUAGGAUGCUCCGGGCCCGAUCCGCCGACAUCGAGGCUCUCCGGAACGUCGUCCGGGUGCUCGACGAACAGCUGGGAGAGCUGGAGGAGACGCAGGCCGAAGAGGUGGACAAGUACCAGACGAGGAUCGACCAGCUGCAGCGAGACACCGACGACGCCAAGCGGGAGAUGGCGCUCUACAUGAGGGAGUACCGAGACCUUCUCAAUGUCAAGCUGGCGCUGGACAUCGAAAUAGCCGCGUACAGGAAACUUCUGGAAGGCGAAGAGCUGCGGCUGUCGUAUCCCUCCCUUGCAGCCGCACGCCGACAAAGCUACUUACAAGCGGCGACAGCGAUGUUCCGAGGCGUGGGGGUCGCCCGGCUGCUGGCGCCCAGACAGGCCGUGCUGGUAGAGGCGCAACGCGGGCGAAAGUCGCGCACCGACCCGGUGGCCAAGUCCAAGCAGGGGCGAGUCAAAGUGCCUCCCCCGGUGGACCCGGUGGAGAUGGUCGUGCUGCGAGAGAGAUACGGCGACUACAGGCUCAUCAUGAGGGCGCUGCGUGUGGAGUUCAAGGAGGAGGUCCUGCGGAGGAAGUACGAGGAGGAGACGGGCUCCAUGGCGGAGGAGCGAGCACGGCAGGAGGCCGAGGAACACCAGAACCUCAUGGCCUUCAACUGCCAGGAGAACCUGCGCCUGCUGCAACUACGACUAGUGAGGAUCCAGAAGGAAACCGAAGAGGCGGAACGCAAAAAGCUGGAAGAGGCUUUCCAGCGAGAACACCAACAGCAAGAAUUCAUCAAGCAGAAAGAGGAGGAAAUAGCGCAGUUGCAGGAGGACGCAAAGAACUUCAUCACGUUGGACAACUUGGACCAACGCAUCGAGGAAGCGCUGGACAACCCGAAGAAUUACAAUUUUGCUGUGGACAAGAAGGGCAGAGUUGUCAAACAGACAGUUUUGCACUGACAAUAUGGGACAAAAAAUACCAGCAAAGUGGAUUUUGAUGCAUCACACCCCUCCCCCCCAAAAAAAAACUCUUCCAGCUGUUGAAUUGUCUGCGUAUGUACUUGUCAUUUUCAAUGUAAUACCAAUAAAUUAAUGUAGACUCUA
Phyllopteryx taeniolatus (common seadragon) is the source of this 2061-nucleotide messenger RNA. Its product is annotated as alpha-internexin-like. Gene Ontology annotation, molecular function: structural constituent of postsynaptic intermediate filament cytoskeleton. The record is from RefSeq and is a predicted model, not a curated record. The coding region runs from base 16 to 1917 and encodes 633 amino acids. NCBI's taxonomy places the organism in Eukaryota, Metazoa, Chordata, Actinopteri, Syngnathiformes, Syngnathidae. The transcript has 8 exons. Gene Ontology annotation, cellular component: mitochondrial small ribosomal subunit; axon; cytoplasm. Gene Ontology annotation, biological process: neurofilament bundle assembly.